CCCAAGUUAUGAAAAUAAUAUUGUUAAAUCAAAGAAUAGAACAGUUGGAACACUGUCAAAAAGAAAUGUUUGGCAGUUUAGUGAUCAGUUUCGUUAAUGCUCCUAUGGUACCGGAACUGGAGAACACCAACCUGAAGCAAGUGGAGUACUAUGUGGAUGUUUGGGAUAAGGAAACAAACAGGACGCCUAUUAAACCUAAAAGAACGCUUUCAUUUGACGAGGCUAUCAGAACACCAAAUCCGGAACAAGAAAAAAGGAGAGCUAGUGCACUAUUGGAUGAACUUCUUGUGGAAAUAUACAACAACGCAAAUAACGGUACCACAGAUUACUAUUCGACGUCUGGAAAAAGCCAGAGAAGCGUAUGGCUAGAAGUAGUGGAUCUGCAUGAGAAAGACACCCACGAACUCUUGGCAAUCCUGUCCUGCCUGCGCGUCCACGUCCAACGCGCCGGCAGCGUCCUGGCGCGCCAACUGAAGCGUCGCGACGCCCUCAGGCGCCGGCAGCAGGUCCGCUGUGACGUCAUCGACAGGAUGCUCCACAGUUUCGGUGCCUCUGAUAGUGUAGAUAUGAAGUUUACAAUAAGACCUACGCCUAGUGAGUCUGGCUUUAGCCAAUGGGUGGCCGCCAUGAAAAUGGUGGCACAACUUCCGGGAGGAAUACCGCCAGAAUUCAGAAGGAGAUUGUGGCUAACCAUGGCUGAAAGACACCUAGCAUCACGAAAUGUGAACUGGCCAGAAGUCGAAAAAUCAUGCUUCAGUGAAUGGUCACACCCUGAAGACGGUGAAUUAGGCAUUCAGAUAGUGAAGGACCUUCACAGGACAGGCUGCAGCUUAUUUUGUGGUAAGGACAACCAGGAGAAUCAAGCCCUACUCAAGAAAGUCCUUUUAGCCUACGCUAGAUGGAAUAAAGCAGUUGGCUACUGCCAAGGCUUCAACAUGCUGGCAGCCUUACUUCUUCAAGUAACAGAUCGUUGUGAGAGCGAAGCCUUGAAGUUGAUGAUCUACCUAAUAGAAGGCGUACUACCAGAUUCCUAUUUUGCUGACAGUCUGCGCGGACUGUCAGUUGACAUGGCUGUGUUUAGAGAAUUGCUACGUAGCAAACUGCCAAGACUAUCUAAGCAUUUGGACCUGUUACAAACGGCAGCCAAGGAUGGGUCCAGAAGCUAUGAACCACCAUUAACUAAUGUUUUUACCAUGCAAUGGUUCCUAACAUUAUUCUGUAAUUGCCUGCCACAACCUACAGUUCUACGCGUCUGGGACCUCAUAUUUCUUGAAGGAAACGAAAUACUACUACGUACAGCCCUAGCAAUUUGGCAGGUCCUAGCCCAAAGAAUCCUAGAAGUCAGAACAGCUGAUGAAUUCUACUGCCUCAUGGGAGUCCUAACAAGGGAACUUCUAGAGUCCAACCUAAUCGAUGCCAAUACCUUGAUCAAAGCCAUCGUCACUGUAGGUCCUCUCACCGAGCUAAAGAGUCUGAGAGAUCACUAUUUGUACAACAUCACUCCUUGGGGAACUUCAGUACCACAAAACACCGACAGACAAGUUAGUCUAUACCCAAAAACCAUUCCUCUUGACAUAAGUGCUUUGAAGAAACAAUACGUCAAGCUGAAACAAAGACAGCGGCAGGCUCAUAUUAUUUUUUCCGCUGCUAUAUCAAGACAACCAUCCCAACCUACUCCUAUAGCUAUGAACCAUCUUCUUCUUGGUAAAAAUGCUCUAGUUCCAUCAAAAAGACCUGGACCUCUAAAAGGAAGUAUACCACCGGCAAGACAAGCUCCUCCAAGUACCAUUCAAUGGAAGGACACUCAAAAACAGACGUCUAGUUCGAGCUCAAGCGAUACAGAACUGUGUGACGAUGAUGUUCAAAGCUCUUCAGAAGAUGAACAAGAAGAACAGGCAAAAGAAUCAAAGGAACAAGUUAAAAUUAGUGUUGCCAGUGCUUCAAAGGACAAUCUAGAAGUUGAAGAUACCAACAGAGAUAGUUUGAGUGCCUCUCCUAUAAACGUAAAGUUUACUUCUGAUUCCGAAGAUGAUAAUUCAGAGUUUGAGCAUUUUCUGGCUGAUAGAGUCUCGGGUUUAAAGCAGGAAGAGCUCAGAUUGAACACUAGAAGGAACAGCGAGAAGGCCUUGCAAAUAAUACAAGAAAAUUCGCUUAUUUUGCAUAGAAUCAUGCAAUGUCAGUCGAGAUUGUCACCUUCACCACCUCCUUUUGCUUUUGCUGAGAGUUCUGUGGUGUAUUCUCCACCUCCAAUAGCUUUGGAGGAAGAUAUAACUGAACCUACCUCAUCAUUAUCCAGUUAUUGUCCCUUAGAGAAUGGCAUAGAAGUGAGUAAAGAGGAAAAAAUGGAUAGUGUAAGCUCCUGGAUAGAGAAUCAAAACACUUCAAGGUACCACAGUAUUUUGGAGAAAAGCAAGAGCUUGGAUGAACGUUAUAACAACUUAAUAACUCAAGUAAACAAAGAUUUGAAACAAAAUAGACUAGGGGGGCUUCACGAAAGCAAGUCAGAGACACCUGUAGGGUCGAAUAUCGAAGAUAUCUUAACUCCAAUAUGCCAGGAUGAUAUCAAUUUCUUCGAUCCACUUCGGGCUAAGACAGACUCUGAAGAAACCAUAACUUCUGCUUCGAAACUUGAAGACAGUAUUUCUAAUAAACUUAUUAAAGAAAACUUGGAUCUUUUGAGGAUUUGCUCUGUGAGCAAGGCUAAGGAAAGUGCUGAAAAGUCCAAGAAGCUUAUAGAGGAGAAUGUUAGUUUGCUAGAAUCUAUAUCUAGUGAAAAAAAUAAUAUUAAGGACUCUUUAAAGCUUGAAGAAAGUAAUGGUAAUGUUGAAACAAUUUUGGAGGUUGAUAAAGAGGGUGAUGAAGCUUCAGGUAGUAAUUUCUUAAAUUUUGAAGAAUUUCCUGGACUUACAGAAAAAGAUAUUCAAAAUUCAGAUGGUUUAGAUAGUUUCCCUAAAGAUAUAUCCAAUCAAAGCGUCCAUUCCUUAGACUUACCAAUCAGAAACUGUCUAAAUACUGGUGGUUCCUCACCAGAAACACAUUCUGCCGAGUCAGAAACUAAUCAAUCUAAAAUUCACUGUGAUAAGGAGUCGAAGUCUUUUGACAGAGCUAGUCCUUGUUCGUAUUUAAGUAGAAGUCUUUUGGAACAGUCUUUUCGAAAAAGUCCCAAUGAAGAAAAAUCUCCUAGUCAUAUAUUUAAUCCAUUUCCAAUCAACCUGAGCUCCAGACAAAACAAAGAGGUUGCAUUAAAGUUGGGAUUGUACAAAAAAUCAAAAGAAAAAGUUAAAAUUAAUGGUCCUAGUGCUUCAAAGGACAAUCUAGAAGUUGAAGAUGCCAACAGAGAUAGCCUGAGUGCCUCUCCAAUAAACCUCAAGUUUACUUCUGAUUCCGAAGACGAUAACUCAGAAUUUGAGCAUUUCCUGACUGACAGAGUGUCGAGUUUGAAGCAGGAAGAGCUCAGAUUGAACACUAGAAGGAACAGCGAGAAGGCUUUACAAAUAAUACAAGAAAACUCGCUUAUUUUGCAUAGGAUCAUGCAAUGUCAGUCGAGAUUGUCACCUUCACCACCUCCUUUUGCUUUUGCUGAGAGUUCUGUGGUGUAUUCUCCACCUCCAAUAGCUUUGGAAGAAGAUAUAACUGAACCUACCUCAUCAUUAUCCAGUUAUUGUCCCUUAGAAAAUGGCAUAGAAGUGAGUAAAGAGGAAAAAAUGGAUAGUGUGAGCUCCUGGAUAGAGAAUCAAAACACUUCAAAGUACCACAGUAUUUUGGAGAAGAGCAAGAACUUGGAUGAACGUUAUAACAACUUAAUAACUCAAGUAAACAAAGAUUUGAAACAAAAUAGACUAGGGGGGCUUCACGAAAGCAAGUCAGAGACACCGGUAGGGUCGAAUAUCGAAGAUAUCUUAACUCCAAUAUGCCAGGAUGAUAUCAAUUUCUUCGACCCACUUCGGGCUAAGACAGACUCUGAAGAAACCAUUACAUCUGCUUCGAAACUUGAAGACAGCAUUUCUAAUAAACUUAUUAAAGAAAACUUGGAUCUUUUGAGGAUUUGCUCUGUGAGCAAGGCUAAGGAAAGUGCUGAAAAGUCCAAGAAGCUUAUAGAGGAGAAUGUUAGUUUGCUAGAGUCUAUAUCUAGUAAAAAAAGUAAUAUUAAGGACUCUUUAAAGCUUGAAGAAAGUAAUGGUAAUGUUGAAACAAUUGUGGAGGUUUAUAAAGAGGGUGACGAAGCUUCAGGUAGUAAUCUCUUGAAUUUUGAAGAAUUUCCUGGACUUACAGGAAAAGAUAUUCAAAAUUCAGAUGAUUUAGAUAGUUUCCCUAAAGAUAUAUCCAAUCCAAGCGUCCAUUCCUUAGACUUGCCAAUCACAAACUGUAUAAAUACUGAUGGUUCCUCACCAGAAACACAUUCUGCCGAGUCAGAAACUAAUCAAUCUAAAAUUCACUGUGAUAAGGAGUCGAAGUCUUUUGACAGAGCUAGUCCUUGUUCGUAUUUAAGUAGAAGUCUUUUGGAACAGUCUUUUCGAAAAAGUCCCAAUGAAGAAAAAUCUCCUAGUCAUAUAUUUAAUCCAUUUCCAAUCAACCUGAGCUCCAGACAAAACAAAGAGGUUGCAUUAAAGUUGGGAUUGUACAAAAAAUAAUGAGAGCCUGAUUCAAUCAUAGACUCACAGGAGAAAAUGAAAAAGACUUGAAGAUUUUGAAGAAAGAAAACACUGCUGUAACGUUUUUUCGACUUGUGAACAUGCUCUACUAGUUUAUUUAGAAUAAUUUUUAAAAAUACAUGUUCUAGAUUAUUUCGUAUCUCAAAAGCACUAAUUUACUCAUGAGAAUGCAAUAAAAAAAAUCAAAAUAAAGUUUCUAAGUAAUUGAAAAAAGGAAAUGAAGAACUUGCCACUCCCUCCGAAAACUCAAUUUUAAGAUUUCUAGAUUAAUCUAAGGUGACAAAAUGGAUGAAGUGAAAAUAUUAUUAUUGUACGUAAAAACCCAGGUCAAUGAAAAUGCUAAGUAAUAUAUUUUCCUUUACAUAAUGUUGUUUACAGAAAUGUU
This is a messenger RNA of Sitophilus oryzae (rice weevil), 5037 nucleotides long. RefSeq lists its product as uncharacterized. Gene Ontology annotation, cellular component: endoplasmic reticulum. Lineage: Eukaryota; Metazoa; Arthropoda; Insecta; Coleoptera; Curculionidae. The record is from RefSeq and is a predicted model, not a curated record.